Molecule: messenger RNA, 4276 nt
Organism: Cucurbita moschata (crookneck pumpkin)
Lineage: Eukaryota; Viridiplantae; Streptophyta; Magnoliopsida; Cucurbitales; Cucurbitaceae
Product: leucine-rich repeat receptor protein kinase EMS1-like
Exons: 1
Coding region: 236-4141 (1301 amino acids)
Biological process (GO): protein phosphorylation
Molecular function (GO): ATP binding; protein kinase activity; receptor serine/threonine kinase binding
Source: RefSeq, a predicted model, not a curated record
GAAUUGCCGUUGCCAUACCAUCCUUCAAGUCAUGUGAGCUGCGCCUCCUCUCUGACCAACCUUCUUUUGCCAUAGUCCUUUCAAUGCUGCGUUAUAGCUAUGGCGCGUAACCUUCUUCUUCUUCUUCUUCCCCUUCGUUUCAUCUCUCUCUGCAACAGCCAUGGAAGUUAAGGUUGCCCAUCUUCAUUUUUUUUGCAGUCGUGGUUUGAAAUAUUGAGAUAUCAGAAUAUUUCAUAUGGGUAUGGAGUUGACACGCUUCCUUCUCAUUUUCAUCGUCUACUUCGAGCUCUGCAUUUUGAGCUCCAAUGGUAUUAUAGACCAGAAUGAGAUUAUUAUCGACAGAGAAAGCUUGAUUUCUUUCAAAGCUUCGCUAGAAACCUCCGAAAUUCUGCCAUGGAACUCAUCACAUCCUCACUGCUUUUGGACUGGAGUUUCUUGCCGGCUCGGUCGAGUUACAGAGCUCUCUCUUUCAUCUCUUUCGCUCAAAGGCCGACUCUCUCAGUCGCUUUUCAACAUUUCGAGUCUCUCUGUUCUUGACCUUUCAAACAACUUUCUCUAUGGCUCAAUCCCACCUCAGAUAUCCAAUCUUCGGAGCUUGAAGGUGCUCGCUCUCGGCGAUAAUCAUUUUUCCGGUGAUUUCCCAAUCGAGCUCACCGAGUUGUCUCAGUUGGAGAAUCUCAAGUUGGGGACUAAUUUAUUCACAGGUAAAAUCCCGCCGGAGAUUGGAAAUUUGAAGCUGCUACGGACCCUUGACCUCUCCAGCAAUGCCUUCGUCGGAAAUGUCCCGCCCCACAUCGGAAACCUGACGGGGAUUCUAUCAUUGGACCUCGGUAACAAUCUUUUAUCAGGUUCACUCCCAUUGACUAUCUUUACUGACCUUAAAUCUUUAACGUCUCUGGACAUUUCAAACAAUUCGUUUUCGGGUUCAAUCCCACCUGAAAUUGGAAACCUACAGCAUUUGACUGAUCUUUAUAUCGGCAUUAACCACUUUUCCGGUGAGUUGCCUCCUGAAGUUGGCAACCUUGUAUUGCUGGAGAACUUUUUUUCGCCUUCUUGUUCUUUAACUGGUCCAUUACCUGACGAACUAUCCAAGUUGAAAUCAUUGAGCAAACUGGACCUUUCAUACAACCCACUUGGGUGUUAUAUCCCGAGAUCGAUUGGUGAGUUACAGAACUUAACUAUAUUGAAUCUGGUUUACACUCAGCUUAAUGGUUCUAUUCCUGCUGAGCUCGGGAGGUGCAGAAAUUUGAAAACAUUGAUGCUUUCAUUCAACUUUCUAUCUGGGGUGUUACCACAAGAGCUUUCAGAGCUUCCCAUGUUGACAUUUUCUGCUGAGAAGAAUCAGCUUUCUGGGCCAUUACCUUCCUGGCUUGGCAAAUGGGAUCAUGUUGAUUCUAUUUUACUCUCGAGUAAUCAUCUCAUGGGGGAAAUCCCUCCUGAGAUUGGAAAUUGCUCGAUGCUUAAUCACCUGAGUUUGAGCAAUAACUUGUUGACAGGUCCAAUACCUAAAGAAAUUUGUAAUGCUGCAUCCUUGAUGGAGAUUGAUCUUGACAGCAAUUUCCUCUCGGGUACGAUUGAUGAUACAUUUGUGCUGUGUAGAAACCUUACGCAGCUGGUUUUGGUAGACAAUCAGAUUGUUGGGGCAAUACCAGAGUACUUCUCAAACCUUUCCUUAAUGGUAAUCAACCUUGACUCUAAUAAUUUUACCGGUUCUUUACCUAGAAAUAUAUGGAACUCAGUGGAUUUGAUGGAGUUUUCUGCCGCAAAUAACCUGUUGGAGGGUCAUCUCCCUUCAGAAAUUGGCUAUGCAGCUUCACUUGAGAGGCUUGUUCUCAGCAGCAAUAGGUUGACAGGCGGUAUACCACAUGAGAUUGGAAAUCUCACAGCUCUUUCAGUUCUAAAUUUGAAUUCCAAUCUGCUUGAAGGAACUAUUCCUGCCAUGCUUGCAGAUUGCACUUCACUUACCACGUUGGACCUUGGAAACAAUAGUCUAAAUGGGUUGAUUCCUGAAAGACUUGCUAACCUUACUGAAUUACAGUGUCUAGUUCUGUCACGCAACAUGUUAUCUGGAGCCAUACCUUCCAAGCCCUCUGCUUAUUUUCGACAGGUUACUAUUCCUGAUUUGAGCUUUGUUCAGCAUCAUGGUGUUUUCGAUCUGUCUCAUAAUAGAUUGUCUGGUACCAUACCUGACGAACUGGGGAAUUGUGUUGUUGUAGUUGAUCUUUUGCUGAAUAAUAAUCUACUUUCUGGAGAGAUUCCUAGAUCUCUCUCUCACUUAACGAACCUGACAACCUUGGAUUUGUCUAGCAAUAUGCUUACUGGUCCUAUUCCCACAGAGAUCGGCAAUGCUCUCAAGCUCCAAGGCCUGUAUCUAUGGAAUAAUCACCUGGUGGGUACAAUCCCCGAAAGCUUCAGUCAUUUGAGUAGCUUGGUAAAGUUGAACUUGACUGGAAAUAAAUUAUCUGGUUCAAUUCCAAGAACUGUUGGUGAUCUGAAAGCUCUAACUCAUUUGGAUUUAAGUUCUAAUGAGUUGGAUGGUGAUCUUCCUUCUUCUCUGUCCAACAUGUUGAAUCUUGUCGGGCUGUAUGUACAGGAGAACAAGCUUUCUGGUCAGGUUGUUGAACUUUUCCCAAGUUCCAUGACAUGGAAGAUUGAAACUUUGAAUUUGAGUAAUAACUAUUUUGAGGGUGUCCUUCCACGAACAUUGGGCAACCUUUCAUACUUGACAACGUUGGAUCUUCAUGGAAAUAAGUUCACAGGGCAAAUCCCUUCAGAUUUUGGGGAUCUUAUGCAACUUGAAUACUUAGAUGUUUCAAAUAACAAGCUCUCAGGAGAAAUUCCAGAGAAAAUAUGCAGCCUUGUCAAUAUGGUUUACCUGAAUAUGGCAGACAACAGUCUGGAAGGGCCAAUUCCGAGCAGUGGCAUUUGCCAGAAUCUAUCCAGAAGUUCACUUGUGGGUAACAAGGGCCUUUGUGGAAGAAUCAUGGGUUUGAAUUGCCGGAUCAAAAUCUUGGAGAGAUCAGCAGCAUUGAAUGCUUGGAGCGUUGCUGGGAUCAUCAUUGUUAGUGUUCUUAUUGUUCUAACUAUCACAUUCGCCAUGCGGAGAUGGAUCAUUCGAAGCCAGAGAGAGAACGAUCCAGAGGAAAUGGAGGAAAGAAAAUUAAAAUGUUUCAUAGACCCUAAUCUCUAUUUCUUAAGCAGCAGCAGCAGAUCGAGAGAGCCUUUAAGCAUCAAUGUAGCCACGUUCGAGCAACCCCUUCUGAAAUUAACUUUGGCUGAUAUUCUCGAAGCAACCAAUAACUUCUGUAAAACAAACAUCAUUGGAGAUGGAGGAUUCGGGACAGUGUACAAGGCCACAUUACCUGAUGGAAAAAUUGUUGCCGUGAAGAAACUAAGCGAAGCAAAAACACAGGGGCACAGAGAAUUUAUAGCUGAAAUGGAAACCAUAGGCAAAGUGAAGCACAAUAAUCUUGUACCACUACUUGGCUACUGUUCUCUUGGGGAGGAGAAGCUCCUAGUCUAUGAAUAUAUGGUGAAUGGUAGCUUGGAUCUUUGGCUAAGAAACCGAAUCGGUACCCUCGAAGUCCUUAACUGGGAGACUCGAUUUAAAGUCGCUUCAGGCGCAGCUCGUGGAUUGGCGUUUCUUCACCAUGGAUUCAUCCCCCACAUCAUUCAUAGGGAUGUUAAAGCAAGCAAUAUACUCCUCAACCAAGACUUCGAACCAAAAGUUGCCGACUUCGGGUUGGCUAGACUGAUCAGUGCUUGUGAGACUCAUGUCACAACUGAGAUUGCUGGAACUUUUGGUUACAUCCCACCGGAGUACGGGCAGAGUGGGAGGUCUACUACAAAGGGGGACGUUUAUAGCUAUGGUGUAAUCCUACUGGAAUUGGUAACUGGGAAGGAACCAACAGGGCCCAACUUUAAAGAGAUUGAGGGCGGAAACCUGGUUGGUUGGGUGUUUCAGAAGAUCAACAAGGGGCAGGCUGCAGACGUUCUUGACGCCACAGUACUGAAUGCUGAUUCCAAGCAUAUGAUGCUUCAAACCCUUCAGAUUGCUUGGGUUUGCUUAUCAGAAAAUCCUGCUAACAGACCUUCCAUGCUUCAGGUAUUGAAGUUUCUUAAAGGGAUCAAAGAUGUGUAAAGGGUAACACGAAAGGUUCUUACUUUCAGCUGAGAAUAACACUGUAAAGAAGUAUUUAGGAGUAUAUGCUCAAAAUGUUCACAUUUGUGUUAACAUUUUAUCUGCUGCUAAUCUAAUCUAAAGCUGAGGAGAAAA